GAACUGCUCAGAGCUGGGGGAAGAAACGCAAAGGGAAUCGCAAGAAAUGUUUGGACACUGGAAGUUGCCAGGGAGGGCAACUCGUCCGAAAUGCAGGAUGUGAAAACCUCUGGUGUUGGAUCAGGGAGCAGCAGAGAGAAGUUCCCUGGAGCCGAGCAAUAUGAAAUUGUUUACCCGAACGCAGAAACUGCAUGCGGUGCACAGGAGAGCUGCAGGAACAAGCUCAGAGAGCAAAUAUGAUGACAUAGUGAAGUAUGGGAUCAAAGCCAACGGAGAGGAAGUGGUGCUGCAGCUCCGAAAAAAUCGGGAUCUCCUGGCUGGGGAUUACUCUGAAACUCUUUAUUCCACUGACGGCCAGCAAAUAACGACAACUCCUCGCAUCAAGGAUCACUGUUACUAUGGAGGCCACGUGGAGGGUGAUGCUGAGUCUGUGGCGAGCAUCAGCACCUGCACGGGGCUCAGUGGCUAUUUUGAGACCCGUGGCCAGAAGUUCCUCAUUGAGCCCCUGGGAGCCUCGGACAGGGAUGAACACGUGGUUUAUAAAUACGAGGCCCUGAAACAAGAGCCCAUCAAAACCUGUGGGCUGGUCAACAACUCCUGGGAACAGGACUCCAGUGGCCCCAUCAAUGGCAUCUUCAAGUCCAGCAACAGCCCAGAGAUGAAAGCCUACCUGAAAGCAAGGAAGUACCUGGAGCUCUAUGUUGUUGCGGACAACGCUUUGUACAAGAAAUAUGAUGAAGAUGUUAAAAAUAUAAGACAAAGGAUAUUUGGCAUAGUCAACUACAUCAACACGGUUUAUAAAGCCAUCAACACCCAUGUGGCUCUGGUUGGCCUGGAGGUGUGGACAGAUGGGGACAAGUUUCCCCUGAGCAGGGAUGCAGGCUUCACCCUGGAGGCCUUCUCCAAGUGGCGCCAGUCGGAUCUGCUCAAGAGGAAAAGGAAUGACAACGCUCAGCUCAUCACAGGCCUGGACUUCGAGGGCACCACGAUUGGAUUGGCCUUCAUGAAAUCCAUAUGCAGUGAUUCAUUUUCUGCAGGUAUUAUUCAGGACCACAACAGGAACGAGGUUGCAGUGGCAGCCACGAUGGCCCACGAGAUGGGGCACAACCUGGGCAUGAGCCACGACACCCAGGCCUGCUCGUGCAACGAUGACAUCUGCAUCAUGACCGACACCGUCAGCUCGGUGGUCCCCAAGGAGUUCAGCUCGUGCAGCCUGCAGAGCUUCGAGUCCUUCAUGCUGGCCGACAUGCCCCGCUGCCUGAGCAACAUCCCCGAGCUGGGCAGCAUCGUCGCGCCCGCCUCCUGCGGGAACGGCUUCCUGGAGCGGGGAGAGGAGUGCGACUGCGGCACUCCGGAGGAGUGCACCAACGAGUGCUGUGACCCUGAGACCUGCAAGCUGAGCUCGGGAGCUGCCUGUGCCCACGGGGACUGCUGUGAGAACUGCCAGUUCAAGAAGUCGGGCUCGGUGUGCCGCCCGGGGAAGGACGAGUGUGACCUGGCCGAGAUGUGCACGGGGCGCUCCCCCAGCUGCCCCCAGGAUCGGUUCCGUGUCAACGGGCACCCCUGCAGAUUUGGAGAGGGAUAUUGCUACAUGGGCACCUGUCCCACCCGCGACAGCCAGUGCAAGGAUGCCUUUGGGCCAGAGGCCACAGAGGGCGAAGCCUCCUGCUACAACGUGAACGAGAGGGGGACCUACUUCGGGUACUGCAGGAAGGAGCAGGGCACUUACCUGCCCUGCAAGAGAAAAGACAGAAUGUGUGGGAAGCUCUUCUGCUCCGGAGGCAGGGAGAUGCCUCAGGAUGGGAGCCUGCUGUCCUUCAGGACCUGCAAGGGCAGCUUCCCCAGGAGUGGGGAGGAUGACCCAGGGAUGAUCCUGGAUGGAACCAAGUGUGGGAAUGGGAUGGUGUGCAGCCGUGGGGAGUGUGUCCAGGCUGAGGAGGUCUUCAGAUCCACCAACUGCUCUGCCAAGUGCUCUGGCCAUGCUGUGUGUGACCACGAGCUGCAGUGCCAGUGUGAGGAGGGGUGGGCACCCCCCAACUGUGACAGCUCCUCAGCCCUCACCAGCAUUGCUGUGGCUGCGGGGGUGCUGGCUGUCCUGGCUGUCACUGCAGUUGCAGCCGUGCUGCUCACUCGCUUCCGAGGCUUCCACAAGAGCCACCAGACCAGGAGGGGACCCGGAGCCACCAACCAGGUGUUCGUGGAUCAGGAGCAGAGCUGCAGGGAACAGCCUGUGCUGGUGCCACCUGCCCAGAAGGUAAUUGAUAAGAAAGCUCUUCCCGUGCCUCCACCUCAGGAGAACAAACCCCAGCGUCAGAGUCCUGCCCUGAGGCCCAAGGGUCCCCCACCUCCCGUUCCUGCCCCCAAACCUGGCUCUUCCCACCCCGAGGAGAAGUUUGCUCCAGAGAGAAAAGCUCCUCCUGUGCCCGUUCCCAAAGGCAAACCCCCUCCUCCACCCCAGGCUUUAAAGCCCCCCAUGCAUCCCAGAGUCUGAGGCUUCCCAAGCAGAGCUGGGUGGGCCACCUGAAGUUUCCAGGGACAGUUCAUCCCUCGAUUCCUCCACUUCUGGCAAAGGUAUCCUGGACCAUCUCCCUCUCCUCCUGAAGAACUGACUGAGAGCUGCCUGGGGAGAUUUGGGAUUUCGGGCAGUGAGGAGCCCUGGUGGUGACACGGAGCUGCUGUCCACGGGAAGCGGAGCAGAGUCACCACUUGCACUGAGGUGUAAACUGGGAGUAAGUUACAACAGCUGCUGAACACCUCCAGCUGCAGGGCCAGCACUGUGGGAUGGGGCUGCUCCUCCUCUGCUCCUCUGGGGCCAGAGCUGAGGGCAGCAGGGACAGUGUGGCUGCUGCAGGCUUGGGAAUUGCAAACUUUUGGUUUUUUGCUCCAUUUCUGGAUCUUUUCCAGCCCUCUCUGCCCUCAGCAAUACAAAGAUUUCUCCUUGUGGAGAAAAACAAACCCUUCCUGCCCUGGGGAGAGAAGCUGUGUCCCCAGGGUCCGAGCUGGACAUGGAAUAAGCAAUGAGACACACUGGGAAUGGUUCUGGGAAGAUCCUUUGCACUGGAUUCUCUCCACAGUCCCUAAAUUCCCUGUUGAGGAUGCCAUUCCCUGCAA
Molecule: messenger RNA, 3111 nt
Organism: Camarhynchus parvulus
Lineage: Eukaryota; Metazoa; Chordata; Aves; Passeriformes; Thraupidae
Gene: ADAM28
Product: ADAM metallopeptidase domain 28
Exons: 24
Coding region: 161-2491 (776 amino acids)
Biological process (GO): proteolysis
Cellular component (GO): plasma membrane
Molecular function (GO): metalloendopeptidase activity
Source: RefSeq, a predicted model, not a curated record